This is a messenger RNA of Knipowitschia caucasica, 210 nucleotides long. Lineage: Eukaryota; Metazoa; Chordata; Actinopteri; Gobiiformes; Gobiidae. The record is from the annotation of a GenBank genome assembly.
AUGGCUGACCACAUCCAGAAGAAAGCCCUGAAUCCAGAGGCACAUAACUUCAGCCCCGCUCAACUGGAGCAGAACGCCCAGAGCCGCAACCCGGGCAUCCACCCCCUCAUCCUCUGGGAGCAGGAGGAAGCGGACAAGGCCAAGGCCGCUGCCGCUUCUGCACCCAUCGACGUCAAAGCCAUGAUGAGCAAAGUGGACCGCAAGAACUGA